UCCCCUCGGCCGCUCUCGCCCGGCGCCGCUCGGCAUGCUGCCGCGGUUGCGCGCCGCCGUGGCGCAGCUGGUGGCGGGGUUCGGCGCUCAGCCCCCUCCGGAGCCCGGUGGGGACCGAGGAUCUCCUCCGCCGGCGGAGCCGCCGUUCUCCCGGCCGCCCUUCCUGCAGCUGAGCCCCGAGGAGCUGCGCCUCGCCGGGGAGCGGGCGCUGCGGGCGGUGCAGAGCCCUCGCCGCCGCCUGCCCUGGAGCACGGGCUACGCCGAGGUGAUAAAUGCAGGGAAGAGCCAGCACAACGAGGACCAGGCGUGCUGCGAGGUGGUGUUUGUGGAGAGGAGACCCAGCCCGAGGGGCCGGCUGGUGCCGGGGGAAGGCGGCAGGGAGCCGGGCAGGGGCAGGAAGGGCUUUUAUUUCCACUACUGGGCCUUGUUUGAUGGCCAUGCGGGCAGCGGUGCUGCAAUUAUGGCAUCCAAGAGGCUCCAUCUGCACAUCUGCGAGCAGCUCCGGGACCUUGUGGACAUCCUGCAGGACCCCUCACUGCCUCCCAUCUGCCUUCCACGCGAUGCGAGGGCUGGCCCGGUGGAGCUGAGCCAGGUGCCCCUCGCAGAGGAUGACGAGGAGGUCCCAAAUGAUGCUGUGCCACGGUUUCACUUGGAGAAAGUGGUUUCUCACGAGAGCCUGGUGGUUGGUGCCAUCGAGAACGCUUUUAAGCACAUGGAUGACCAGAUUGAGGAGGAGCGAGGGUCCCAGCGCCUGUCCGGGGGCUGCUGUGCCUUGGCUGCUGUCUACCUCAUGGGCAAGUUCUACGUGGCCAACGCUGGUGACAGCAGGGCCAUUAUCAUCCGUAACGGGGAAAUCAUUCCAAUGUCCAGAGAGUUUACUCCAGAGACAGAGAGGCAGAGGCUGCAGUUUUUAGCGUUCCUACGGCCCGAGCUGCUGGGGAAGGAGUUCACCCACCUCGAGUUCCCCCGCAGGAUCCAGCCCAAGGAGCUGGGCAAGAAGAUGCUCUACAGAGACCAGAACAUGACUGGCUGGGCUUACAAAAAGAUAGAAGAGGAGGACCUGAAGUUUCCUCUUAUCUACGGGGAAGGCAAAAAGGCGCGGGUGAUGGCCACAAUUGGGGUCACGCGGGGCCUGGGAGAUCAUGACCUCAAGGUGUUCGGCUCCAACAUCCACAUCAAGCCUUUCUUGUCCUGCUUGCCAGAAGUCAGGGUUUACGACCUCACGCAGUAUGAGCACUGCCCCGAUGACGUUCUGGUCUUGGGCACCGACGGGCUCUGGGAUGUCACCGAUGACAAGGAGGUGGCUGGCGUGGUGAUGGAGGUGCUGAUGAGCUAUGAGCCCAACGACCCGUGCAGGUACACCAUGGUGGCCCGGGAGCUGGUGGUGCGGUCCAGGGGUGUGCUGAAGGAGCGGGGCUGGCGGCUGGCUAACGACAAGCUGGGCUCUGGCGAUGACAUCUCUGUCUUCGUGAUCCCUCUGGGCGGCCCGGGCAACUACACGUGAUACCCAAUGACCCUGGGGCAGGGGGGCUUGGCUUUCCUUGCCUGGAUGGAGAGGAGUAGGACAUGGACUCAGCCUUGGGGCCACCUUUUCCCCAAACGCUCCCUUCCUGAGCCAAACGAGUGGAGGAUUAAGAAACCUGGAGCUUCUGUCGGUGCUCCUGCCCAGAGCAUCCCCCUCCACCUGCUGCAUCCCAGCCCCGAUGGAGAUGGAAAGGCCUUGGACGGAGAGCGCGGACUGGGGUUGAAGGAUGUUUUUCAUGCUGCUACUUUCUUGAUUGCUGUGAAAAGCCUAAAGGCUGCUCGCUGCGUCCCUCGCACCUCACCCCGUGCCUGUGUGGUUCCAGUGGUGCGUGAUGAUCCCUACCUGGAGGAGCACGUGCCCACUGCUGCCAUCGUCUCCUCAUCCCCACCCUGUGCCACUUGCACCACUGACACCGGAGCUGCCGUCGGAGCCGUGGGCAGGGAUGAGGAUGACCUGUGGCACGGGGUGAAGCCCUGCUGGCAGCCAGGUGAUGCUCAGCCCGGCAGAAGCCCAGCGGUGGGUGAGCAUCCCAGCUUUGUUCGGCCCCUCACUCCCUCAUUCCAGCCAUGUACCUUGUCUUGGCCUCCACUUUGGGAUGCUGGGGCGCACACAGAGCCCCGGGGAAGGAAUGAGCUUGUGCCACGGGUUUUCCCCCCUGCCCUUCCUCAUGUCUUCGAUUGCUGCUGCAUUUCUUGAGCCAAUUAUUUAUUAUUAACUGGAGAACUGAGCUGGAAAGUGUCUAAAUCCCCUCUUGGGGGGGGUCAGUCUCUAUGAGUACGUGGCUGUAUUUGUGAGCAGUUCUGAGUUGGCCGCUGCUGAGCUGCAGUUGCACACAGAGCAGCCUUAUUCAGCCAAGCUUAACAGCUUAGACGUGGAUCUGCUUAGCUGGGGGCUGGAAACCACGGUGAAAGCAGCUUGGUUGUGACUGGGGCAGGGAGACGACUCCCUCCUUCUCCUUAAUGAUCUCAGAGCUGGUGCUGAGCAGAGCUGUAGCAGCAGUUGUUCUGCGCAGGGUCUUGUUUUGCAUCACGCAUAGCUCUGACCUGGAGGAUGCAUUUCCUGGACCUCAACAGAGCAUUACAGCCUCCCGAAACACGAAGGAUGGCCUCGUCCUGGCAGCGUGGUGAUGGUUUUGUGCUUCGGACGGGCUCCGUGGCACCAGUGGUUCGUGUCCUGCUGUCGCCAGAUCUUGUCAGGCGUCACCCUUGAUGGAUGCUGUUUGUCUCCUGUAAUCAGCAAGAUGUAAAUAAACUGGGUGCACUUCACGGGAAGUGAUAUUUAUCCAGUGGGAUGUGAACCUGGUGCCAUCGUCUGUGCCGCAGGGAGUGAUACCGGGAGCCUGUCUUUGCGGAGCAAACCUGUGUUUAAAUAAAGGUUUUGCCAGUCACGAU
Molecule: messenger RNA, 2916 nt
Organism: Cuculus canorus (common cuckoo)
Lineage: Eukaryota; Metazoa; Chordata; Aves; Cuculiformes; Cuculidae
Gene: PPM1J
Product: protein phosphatase, Mg2+/Mn2+ dependent 1J
Exons: 10
Coding region: 35-1504 (489 amino acids)
Biological process (GO): protein dephosphorylation
Molecular function (GO): protein serine/threonine phosphatase activity
Source: RefSeq, a predicted model, not a curated record